Molecule: messenger RNA, 2414 nt
Organism: Odobenus rosmarus divergens (Pacific walrus)
Lineage: Eukaryota; Metazoa; Chordata; Mammalia; Carnivora; Odobenidae
Gene: UST
Product: uronyl-2-sulfotransferase
Exons: 9
Coding region: 38-1354 (438 amino acids)
Cellular component (GO): membrane
Molecular function (GO): sulfotransferase activity
Source: RefSeq, a predicted model, not a curated record
UGGCUCGGGCAGGCUGUGCGAGGCGGCGGAGCAGGCGAUGAAGAAGAAGCAGCAGCAUCCCGGCGGCGGCGCGGAUCCCUGGCCCCAUGGGGCCCCUCUGGGGGGCGCCCCUCCGGGCCUGGGCAGCUGGAAGCGCCGGGUCUCCCUGCUGCCUCUCCUGCGCUUCUCCCUCCGGGACUACGGCUUCUGCAUGGCCACCCUGCUGGUCUUCUGCCUGGGCUCCCUCUUCUAUCAGCUCAGCGGGGGACCCCCUCGCUUCCUGCUCGACCUGCGGCAGUAUUUGGGAAAUUCCACUUACUUGGAUGAUCAUGGACCACCUCCUAGUAAGGUGCUACCUUUCCCCAGCCAGGUGGUGUACAACAGAGUAGGCAAGUGUGGGAGUCGUACUGUGGUCUUGCUUCUGAGAAUCUUGUCGGAAAAGCACGGAUUCAAUUUGGUCACGUCAGACAUUCACAACAAAACCAGGCUUACUAAAAAUGAACAAAUGGAACUGAUUAAAAAUAUAAGUACUGCCGAACAGCCCUAUUUAUUCACUCGACAUGUUCAUUUCCUCAACUUCUCAAGGUUUGGAGGAGACCAGCCUGUCUACAUCAACAUCAUUAGAGACCCCGUCAACCGGUUUUUAUCUAACUAUUUUUUCCGUCGAUUUGGAGACUGGAGAGGGGAACAGAAUCACAUGAUCCGCACCCCCAGCAUGAGGCAGGAGGAGCGCUACCUGGAUAUCAAUGAGUGCAUUCUUGAAAACUAUCCUGAGUGUUCCAACCCCAGAUUAUUUUACAUCAUUCCAUAUUUUUGUGGACAGCAUCCCAGAUGCAGGGAGCCUGGUGAGUGGGCCCUUGAAAGAGCAAAGUUGAACGUGAAUGAAAACUUCCUGCUUGUGGGGAUUCUCGAAGAGUUGGAAGACGUGCUGCUUUUACUGGAAAGAUUUUUACCUCAUUACUUCAAGGGUGUGCUCAGUAUCUACAAAGACCCAGAGCAUAGGAAACUUGGAAAUAUGACUGUGACCGUGAAGAAGACUGUCCCCUCCCCCGAAGCCGUGCAGAUUCUCUACCAGCGAAUGAGAUACGAGUAUGAGUUCUACCACUACGUCAAAGAGCAGUUCCACCUGCUGAAGCGCAAGUUUGGACUGAAGUCCCACGUCAGCAGGCCCCCUCUGAGACCCCAGUUCUUUAUUCCAACUCCACUGGAAACCGAGGAGCCAAUCGAUGAUGAGGAGCAAGAUGACGAGAAGUGGCUAGAAGAUAUUUAUAAGAGAAACCAACAAGUCUCUCUAGAGUUUUUUCUUCGUUCACUAAAACUGGACGGUAGCCAAGAUAUAAAGCAAGUCCUUUGGAACCUGUCGAGUGAGCACUAAAUCUACUUUAUCAUGAGAUGUACUGAGAAGGCUCCGCCCCACAGGAGUCCAGCGAAGGCUGGGACCACAGAGGCACAAAAUCCAGCAUUUGGCCACUGGUGGGCCUCCUUUCUGCCUCAGAGAACUGGGGCAGAGACGUGCUUAAGAAAAAUGUUCUUAGAAGAGGAAAUAUCCUUUGUCCUGUUGAGAGAGGCCAGGGCCCUACCAUUAGGCCUACCUUAAAAAGCAACACAGAGAACCGCUGUCCUAUUGAAAACAAAAACAAGAACGACAGCCUGGUACAUGGUGAGUCAUUUCUCUGAAACUGCACAUAAAGAAUGAUAAUUAGUUCACACACUGUGCAAGCUCACUCUCUGAAAAUAAAAUUGAAUUGGCUUCGUGGUUUCUCUUUGUCAGAACAUCAGGACCACUGGUCAUGUUAGCAAUGCAUCAUCCUCCGAGUUCACAUGAGCACUGGGUGUCCAAAGGCAUUUAUUGUCAGCAGUGAUCCUGAUAACAUCCCAGCAAAAGAUGCUGACGGAUUCACUUGCAGGGCCUUACUGUUACUCUGUCCCAACAAAUAGCCUCUACAUCCUGAUAGUCAAGGCACUUCAUCAGUUUAUUGGCACACAUGACAACAUUUCUUUGGCCCUGAGCCCAACGCAGUUUGUACUUCAUGAAAUAUAUUGUACAUUUUACAUAGUUUAAUUUAAAAAAUACAUUUUAAGCUGGUUGAUCUUUGACUGCCUUAUUUAUUAUAACCUUUCAGCACAUUCCAAGGUUUUAGUUACUCAGGAAGGAGUUAAUUAAAAUGAUUUUUAUUUUGGUCUGAUGGAUGUUUUUUAAAAGGAAAAUUAUUAUUAUGAACCUUCAGCCUACUUUCCUUGAGUGCCGUAAAAGUGCUUGUACAUCUUUUUUUUUUAAGAAGAAGAAAGAAAAAAAUGGUGUUUGACAUGGAUGGAAAUUCAAAAAUAUAUAUGGAACUGAAACAUUAGCUUAGCUAAAAUAAAAGCAAUCUGUGUUUGAGAUGAAGUGUUCCUUAACUUAUUCAUUAUCCAUAUAAAUAAAUGAAUAUAAAUAA